Budorcas taxicolor (takin) is the source of this 1148-nucleotide messenger RNA. RefSeq names its product polycomb group ring finger 6 (gene PCGF6). Gene Ontology annotation, biological process: regulation of transcription by RNA polymerase II. Lineage: Eukaryota; Metazoa; Chordata; Mammalia; Artiodactyla; Bovidae. Gene Ontology annotation, cellular component: PRC1 complex. The coding region runs from base 1 to 1065 and encodes 354 amino acids. The transcript is spliced from 10 exons. The record is from RefSeq and is a predicted model, not a curated record.
AUGGAGGGGGUCCCGGCGGUAACCGCAGGCAACGCGGGCGCUGCCAGUGCCGAGGGAGAAGCAACCAUGCCGCCGCCGCCGCCGCCGCCUCCCGUCUCCCCGCCUGCCCUCACUCCGGCGCCCGCAGCGGGUGAGGAGGGCCCGCCGCCCCUACCCGAGGCGGGGGAUCCUGGCUGCUCGGGCUCCCGGCCCCCUGAGCUGGAGCCUGAGCGCAGCCUGGGCCGCUUGAGGGGCCUCUUCGAGGACGAGGACGAGGAGUUGGAAGAAGAUGAGGACCUGGAGGAAGAAGAAGAGGAGGAAGAGGAGGAAGAGAUGAGCCACUUCUCGCUGAGGCUGGAGGGGGGCCGGCCGGACUCCGAGGACGAGGAGGAGCGCCUGAUCAAUCUCUCUGAGCUGACUCCGUACAUCUUGUGUUCCAUUUGCAAAGGUUAUUUAAUAGAUGCAACUACCAUUACAGAAUGUCUUCAUACAUUUUGUAAAAGCUGCAUUGUCAGACACUUUUACUAUAGCAACAGAUGUCCAAAAUGCAACAUAGUAGUACAUCAGACACAACCUCUUUACAACAUAAGGUUGGACCGACAGUUACAAGACAUAGUGUACAAAUUAGUGAUCAAUCUAGAGGAAAGAGAAAAAAAGCAAAUGCAUGAUUUCUAUAAAGAAAGAGGUCUAGAAGUACCUAAACCUGCUGUUCCACAGCCAGUCCCUUCAAGCAAGGGAAGAACUAAGAAAGUCUUAGAAUCAGUGUUUCGCAUUCCACCUGAACUUGACAUGUCUUUAUUACUAGAGUUUAUUGGUGCUAAUGAAGGCACAGGAAAUUUUAAGCCAUUGGAAAAGAAGUUUGUCCGAGUUUCAGGAGAAGCAACUAUCGGACAUGUAGAAAAAUUCCUCAGAAGAAAAAUGGGUCUUGAUCCAGCUUGUCAGGUAGACAUCAUCUGUGGUGAUCACUUGUUAGAACGAUAUCAAACUCUAAGGGAAAUUCGACGUGCAAUAGGCGAGGCAGCAAUGCAGGAUGGUCUGCUGGUCCUUCAUUAUGGACUUGUGGUUUCUCCUUUGAAAAUUACUUGAAGAUUGUAAGACUGUUAUGAGUGAGUGAACAAAAUAAGGCGGCUUCUGCAGGAUUGCAUUCUCACCAAAGAUUUCCAUGAAAC